Molecule: messenger RNA, 947 nt
Organism: Gossypium raimondii (Peruvian cotton)
Lineage: Eukaryota; Viridiplantae; Streptophyta; Magnoliopsida; Malvales; Malvaceae
Product: PRA1 family protein D
Exons: 1
Coding region: 97-648 (183 amino acids)
Biological process (GO): vesicle-mediated transport
Cellular component (GO): endoplasmic reticulum; Golgi apparatus
Source: RefSeq, a predicted model, not a curated record
AGCUAAAUUUGACCUUAAAAUCUCAGAAAGCAAAGAAACCAUUACUACAAGCAACCUCUCUUCGAUUUUCUUUGUUUACUUGCUUUUGCCCAAGAAAUGUCGUCGUUAAUCUCCGGCAUUAAGGGGACCACCCAAUCCCUCACCGCACUCCGCCGUCCGUGGCGGGAUUUCUUCGACAUCUCGACCGUCGACCUCCCGUCUUCCACCUCCGACGCUACCACUCGAAUUGCCCAAAAUUUAACCCAUUUCCGCCUUAAUUACACCUUAAUCCUCCUCUUAAUCCUCUUCUUAUCCCUAAUCUACCAUCCUCUUUCUCUCCUUACUUUCCUCGUUAUCCUCCUCGCUUGGUUCUUCCUCUACUUCGCCCGCGAUCGCGAGGAGCCUGUCGUGAUCUUCGGUUUCUUUAUCGACGACCGCAUAGUUAUCGCCGCGCUCUUCGGGUUGACCGUGGCAGGACUGGUUCUGACCGGCGUUUGGGUCAAUGUCCUGGUGGCGCUGGCCGUCGGGGUUGGUUUCGUGAUCUUGCAUGCGGGGUUGAGGAGUACAGACGACUUAGUAAUGGACGAUUUGGAGUCGCCGUACGGACACGUGCUUGCUGGUGGGGAUGACGAGCUUGAUAGCCCUAGAGGAGAUUACUCUGGUAUUUGAUUCUUGGGUUUCUUUUUUCCCCCUUCCUUUAGUUGACCAUAGUACAUUUGUGGAAUUGUUAUGCUCUGAUUACUCUGGUGGGGAUGACGAGCUUGAUAGUCUCAUUAUUGACAAUGAAAAAAUAUCCGAAAUUACCGGGUCUCCCCGCCCCCCCCCCCCACCCACGAACUCUUGCAUAUUUUCAAUAUUCUUGAACUGUUAUGCUCUGAAAUUAGAUUCAAAUGAAAGUGGUUGCUGUUAUUUUGGUUGAAUUUGGAAAGAAGCAAAAUUUAAUGUAAUGAUAGUGUUAGGGUUCUUUA